AUGAUUUGUAGAUAUGAAGAAAUGGCCAAAAGAUUGAAAACUCUUACCGGAAGUACCAAUAAGUGUGAGACGGAUGUCGUCGAAGAAGAAGCCGAUGAAAGUGGAGAUCAGUAUUGGGCCGAAAGGAUACUGGACUGGGGUUUCCAUAACAAUGGAGUUAUGAUGUAUUUGGUUAAAUGGGAGGGUUAUAGUGAUGAACAAAACUCAUGGGAAGUACAGAAAAAUGUCAAAGGAUGUGAUGAACUGUUGGCCGAUUUUACCAUUAAUAAUAUGAAUAGCAGACAUCCACCGAAGUGGUCAUUUGAAGAGUUUGACAAAAUAUUAAAAUGUUUGCUAAAUGUUUUGCAAACUGACGACAGAGCUGUCUUAAGAAAGCUAUCUAAGAGAACCAUUGAUUGCUUUGAGAUAAGAAAUCCGGAAGUAAUUAACGAAUUGAGAAAUUUAGUGAAAUCACAAAUUAAUAUACUUUUGGAACGAAAGAAAUGUUGUCAAUCAAGAAGUAAUUUGGAAAGAAAUAAGACAAGAGAUGUUACCCUAAAAGUUAUCCAAAGUUUAUAUAUAUUAAGAAACUUUGAUUCAAUCACUAAUUUCUUUGAAUUUGUUGAUUCAAGAAACGAAAUUUUACAGAAUCUUAUUGAAUGGGAGAUAAUGCAGAAUAAAGUGAUUGAAAAAGGAGGCGAAGGUCGACCUUUGCGUAUUGUCAACGAUGUUGAUCUAGAAAUACCACAACUUGACAGUUAUAUAACGGAUUAUAUUAUUGAUAAACAAUUUGGAAAUGAAAUCAACUUAGAAGAAGAAACACCAUUAGUUGGAUGUGAUUGUGUUGACUGCUAUAACUGUCGACACGAUUGUUGCACAGCUAUUGUCGGCUUUCCGAUGGUUUAUAACAAAGACGGUCUAAUGAAUACAACGAGAUUCAAGACAUUGAUAUAUGAGUGUAACUCGAAGUGUAAAUGUGAUGACAAGUGUUCCAACAGACAGAUCCAAAAGGGCCGACAGUUUGACUUAGAAAUAUUCCGUUCCGAUAGCAAGACCCGUGGGUGGGGGGUCAGGACAUUACAACUCAUACCAAAGGGUUCUUUCAUUACUCACUAUACUGGAGAAGUAAUAUCAAUAAUCGAAGCCGAGAAGAGACCGUCGACAUACCUGUUCGAUCUGAGCGCACACUUACAUCCCGAUGACGCCGAAUACACUUACGUUGUGGACGCCUCUCGAUAUGGAAAUAUUACACGUUUUGUCAACCAUUCGUGUGAACCUAAUUGUCGCAUAUUGUUUGCGUGGAUCAAGAGAUCUUCGGACCGUUUGUUACCAAUGAUUGUCUUAUUCUCAGAAAUUGAUAUCAAACCGUACGAAGAGUUAACUUAUGAUUAUUCUAUGGAUACGAGUGGCACCUGGAAUGGUGUCAACGCACCGAUUGAUAACACAAGUACUACUCGUGUCACCCGAAAGGUUAAGUCAUAUAAGAAGAUCAAGUGUGAGUGCGGCGCACAAAAGUGUACCAAUUUUUUGUACUCUUAG
Messenger RNA from Oppia nitens, 1518 nucleotides. Its product is annotated as histone-lysine N-methyltransferase SUV39H2-like. The record is from RefSeq and is a predicted model, not a curated record. NCBI's taxonomy places the organism in Eukaryota, Metazoa, Arthropoda, Arachnida, Sarcoptiformes, Oppiidae. Gene Ontology annotation, cellular component: nucleus. Bases 1 to 1518 code for a protein of 505 amino acids. Gene Ontology annotation, molecular function: zinc ion binding; histone H3K9 methyltransferase activity; protein binding. The transcript is spliced from 2 exons.